Molecule: messenger RNA, 4284 nt
Organism: Mobula hypostoma (lesser devil ray)
Lineage: Eukaryota; Metazoa; Chordata; Chondrichthyes; Myliobatiformes; Myliobatidae
Gene: abraxas1
Product: abraxas 1, BRCA1 A complex subunit
Exons: 9
Coding region: 1-1344 (447 amino acids)
Biological process (GO): mitotic spindle assembly; attachment of spindle microtubules to kinetochore; protein K63-linked deubiquitination
Cellular component (GO): nucleus
Molecular function (GO): polyubiquitin modification-dependent protein binding; microtubule binding
Source: RefSeq, a predicted model, not a curated record
AUGACGCAAUGCUCUCAGUGCGCGCACGUUGACUCCGGUUGCGGAGUCACCUUUUGUGGGGGCGCUCGCUCGCGGUUUGAGAUUGCUAUGGCGGUAGAGCCGGCCCAGGUAGGCGGUGUGUCCGGGGCCUCCGUGUCUGGCUUCCUGUUGGGAUCCUUAGUCUUCCAGUCCUUCAACGCCGAUUCGGACGCGGAGGGGUUUCUUCUGGGUGAAAUCAAAACAGAAGCGAAAAACAGCAUUACUGAUUUUCAGAUGGAUGAUAUUGAGGUUGUAUACACUAUGGAUAUACAGAAACAUAUUCCAUGUUACUGGCUAUUCAGCUUUUACAAUGCUGUUGGUGAAGUGGACAAGAAAGCAUUGCAGAAAGUGCUGAUAAAUCAGGAAAAGAAAGUUAUUGGUUGGUAUAAGUUCAGACGUAACACAAAUCAGACCAUGACAUUCCGAGAACGUCUCCUUCACAGGACCCUUCAGAAGCAUCUGAAAAACCAACAGUUGGUGUUCUUUCUCCUUUCAACCAAGUUGAGCAGAGAGAAUGGCUCCACACACAAUCUGGAGUAUACACUGUAUGAUCCACAAGAAACUUUCGUUCAGCCAAUACCUGUAUCUGUGACCAAUCUAGGAAUGUUUGAACAACAAGAUUAUAAAACAUUUUCUGGACCCAGUGAUGCUGGGGGUUACUGUCGAGCAAUGAAGAAACACAGAUGCGCAUUUUUUGAUCAGCAUGGGUCCUUAAAAGAGGUUCAGAGAAUUAAAUGCAUAUAUAAUACACUGCAAGAGGAACUGAAGACUGCUUGUUCAAAGGUAGAAGAGAGUGAACGCACAGUGGAAUGUUUACUUGCUGAUGUGCAAGGACUGAGAGAGAAGGUAUCAAAGAAGAAACAGUUAUGCACAGUGAUUCAAGAUGAAAAGAAAUCUGACCAUAUAGAGAAAAAUGAAUACUUAGCAGAGGCUUUGAAGGCAGCUUUUCCUCAGUCAAAACUUUUACAAUCCAUGUCAAUUACAAGAAGUGGUCAAGUUCUUCCAGUUCAUUGCAACAGUGAAGUUGAUCAAUUGAAUUUAAAGGAUACUGUCGCACAGGAUUCAUCAAAAAACACCCACACAUCACCCGCAGAAAAGGCUAAUGCUUCUGGGAUUACAUGUAAACGGAAGGCAAAGAACUGCCACAAUCGCCCCAGUUGGAGUAAAAAACGGAAAGCAGUUUUGUCUCAGACCAGAAGGUCAUCACAUAGAGACAGUGAGGGCAGUGAAACAGAAUUGGUGAUCAGACAAACUGAAUCAGAGAAUGAAGAAGAACUGGAUGAUUAUGUGAAUGAUAUCACGUCAACAGCUUCACCAACUUUUUGAACAUUUCUGGCCUGAAAAUUGAUAAGCCAUUUUUAUUCAACAAAAGCAAAGUGCCAAAUCUUUGUAAUACAUUUUGAAAAGGAUGCUAUAUUUGAAAAGCAUGCUAUGGUAUGGAUGCAGGAGAAGCACAUGGUUUUGUUUUCAUCAUGGUGAUUCCUUCAGCUUUGUUUGAGAUGUCUGACAGCUAAUACCGGAGACGUUAACAAAAAUUUUAAUGUUUUGCAGAAACAGCAACAAAGAUUGAGGAACAGUUUGGAAUACAGUAAUGUUUUUUCAUGAUUAUUGCCUAAAGAGAUUAAAUCUCUCCAGUUCUUAACUUUUGAAAAGAGUUCUUUUUCUGUUUUUUUUUGUGUGUGUUUCAACCACUUUGACACCGGUUUUUGUAUUGUGCACUUCAGCUAACUUGGAAUAACCUUCCUCUAUAAGAUGGAACACCUAACAUCUUGGCAGCCAUCUAAGAUGGGUAGUUCCCUGGGAACACAAGACAAUAGCAUGCAGUUGAUACUGGGUAAAAUUCAUGCUCAUGAGUCUAGAAACAAGUUACAGAUCAGAAGAUUUGGCAGAUAAUUGAAGCAAUCUGUAAACAAUUUAUUUUGUAUGAAGUAACAUUAUUUAUUGAAAAUAAAAAUAAUGUUAUCUUGUGUUGAUUAAUUACAAAAUGGGCAUUGUUUGAUACUGAUUUGACAAAUCUUUCAAAGUCUAAGAAAGGUUGCAGAUAGAAAGUGAUGUUUUGAAGUUGGAUUUUUGAAUGUUCUUUCGAAGUGAAGCUCAUUCUAAUUCAUUCAAAGGAGUAUAAGUUACUUGGACAGAACCAUAACCUGUUUAAAAUCAACACCAAGCCAAAGGGGAAGCGAGGACCAAAAGUGAAUGAGAUGGUUAGAAAGCACAUUUUAGCAGUAAAAACUUUUAGAGAUGGAAUUCUAGAGCUCAGACUUAGCUGGUUGGAGACUGUUGAAUUGUCAGUUGACAAGCAACUGGAAGAUCCAGAUGAAGAUAGGAUUACAGUAUUCUCUGCAAUAGUACUGGGGAGGUUGCAGAGAUAAGUUAAAGCCAUGUAGAAAUUGGACAUGAGAUUGAUACUUAAACCAAAGUUUCAUUGUUACAGAAAAAGGCAGUUUAUGCCAACGUGCUCUGUGCACAGAAUAGACUAUUUUGCCAUAUCUUGUGUUAUUUGAUGAAGGUUUUAGCUUGUCUGUAACUUGACACCAUUUUUACAGUUCAAAUACCUUUGUACCCUUGCAGCUAAGCUGUAUACAUAAAUAUUUAAAUUGCCUCAGAAUCCACAGCCAUUUUGGGGAUAGAGUUCUGAAAUUCCAAUAAGCUCUGCAAGAAAUUUUUCUGGAAAUCUCAAUCUUAAUAUUAAUCUUUUAGAAAUGUGUCCUAUGCUUUGGAAUACUCCCAUGAGAACAAAUUACCAAAGCAUUCAAUUGGUUAAAUCUAAACAUUCUCUAACUUUGAUUAGAUCAUCCCUUCUAAUCUGAAGGAAAAAAAUUGUUUAUGCAACAUAUCAUUCCAUGACAAAAUAUUUUUUCUUGUGAAUCUGAGUAUAUCCAAUUAUUAUAUUGCUGAGGGAUGGCAUGCAGGCAGCAUUUCAUGUGAGGGUAAAUUAAAAUAUCUCUACAUUUACAUUACAACUUUUCUGAGAUAAGCCCAGAUUUCCAUAUGCCUUUUUAAUUACCUUUUCUGUUGAUGCAGUACUUCUAAGGGGUGUGUCCACAGACACAUCAAUCCCUUUGCUCCCUGAUGGCUUUGAGUCACUUUAUCUUUCUUGUAUCGCCAAGCACUUGAACUACUAAACUAUAACUUUUAGUUUAUCCUUGGCUGUCAAAAUUCUUGCUUGUAUUUGUGAAGUUAGUUUGAUAACUUUAUCAUCCAAAAAAACUUGGAUGUGGGGGAGCAACUCACUAUAUCUUUCCUAUACCACUGUUAUAUGGCGUAGACUAGUUACCAUAAUAGAUGCCUAAGGGAACUACCUGUUAAAUCGAGAAUGCUUUCCCACCCAAAGAACUAACAACCUGCCCAUAUUAGUUAAUUAUGGAAGGUAAAAUUAAGGUCAUGUGUCUCACCAAGUUAUGCCUUGAAUCUAAGCAGAGAAACAGGUUGACCAAGUUAGUGAUGACUAACCUUUCAACACCAAACCUAUUAUCCCAUUUUAUAUUCUCCCCACAGCUCCUAAAUUCUGCCAUUCACCUUCACAUUAGAGGCAAUUUACAGUAACCAAUUAGCCUACUAUGUGGGAAGAAACCCACAGUCACAGGAAGAACGUGCAAACUUAUUACAGACAGGGAUGAACCCAGGUCUCUGCAGCUGCAAGGUAGUGCUGCUGUUAACUCCACUGUAACUAAAAUUCACUUGUGUCGGCAAACAGAUUUUGCAAAUGGUGAGAGCUUACCAGAAAUUACCCUGAACUAUGCAAAAAAAUGUAUUCUCACCCAAAAAUCCUUAAGAAAAUUCUAUGUUCACAUUGAGUUCUCCAAUUUCACAUUUGCCCUGAUCCUAAAGUUAAAUGUAUAUAGUUAUGCCAUUGACGUGCCUUCCUGUAAAUGUUACUGCUGUUGAAAAUAUACUGUAUUAAUGCAAAACCCAAGUGCGCAAUCUUCACAAAAAUUAAAAAAUAUAUAUUCUUUAACUUGUGUAUUUAACUAUUUACUUGUUCAAUUUGUAGUUAAUUUACACUGGGCAUUUAAAAAAAAUCUUUUCACGUCUUAAUGGUGCUGAAGUACCAUUAAGUCUUCUCCAGUCCGUUCAACACCAUCCGCCCUGCUCUGCUGGGGGAGAAGCUGACAGUGAUGCAGGUGGAUGCUUCCCUAGUAUCAUGGAUUCUUGAUUACCUGACUGGCAGACCACAGUACGUGUGCUUGCAACACUGUGUGUUGGACGGAGUGAUCAACAGCACUGGGGCUCUACAGGGGACUGUCUUGUCUCCCUCUUACUUCACCA